Pundamilia nyererei is the source of this 1500-nucleotide messenger RNA. RefSeq names its product charged multivesicular body protein 1b-1-like. The transcript has 8 exons. The record is from RefSeq and is a predicted model, not a curated record. NCBI's taxonomy places the organism in Eukaryota, Metazoa, Chordata, Actinopteri, Cichliformes, Cichlidae. Gene Ontology annotation, biological process: vacuolar transport. The coding region runs from base 350 to 1129 and encodes 259 amino acids.
UCUUUGGCGCAUGCGUGAUAAGAGAAUUCCUAAUCUUUCACACUUAGUAGCAUUUUUUGCGAGCGAUGGAAUUUAUUUUUUAACUGCCUAACCAAUGGAUUAAUAUUUCACGAUUAUAAGAGCAUUUUGGGGGACAGAAAGACAAAUAAAAAAAUCUACCACUCUUUUUUAACCGAAUUAAAACAAAAGCGGAAGUAUCUGCAACCGAUGCAUCUUGCCUCGCUACACUGCCGUAUGGUACAACCCUCAAAAAUCAAAACAAGCAUCUCCGGUUGAAAAAAAGCGAGUGUCUGGAUGCUACUUUGUACAUUACGAAACUCAGUAGUUGUCUCAGAAAAAGACUUUUAUCAUGUCGAAUAUGGAAAAACACUUGUUCAACCUGAAGUUUGCUGCCAAGGAGCUACAGCGUAACUCCAGGAAAUGUGAUAAAGAGGAAAAGUCAGAAAAAACUAAAGUGAAGCAGGCUAUCCAGAAGGGUAAUAUGGAGGCAGCCAGGAUCCAUGCAGAGAACGCCAUCCGGCAGAAGCACCAGUCCAUCAACUUCUUGAGGAUGAGUGCCCGGGUGGACGCUGUAGCCUCUAGGGUCCAGACAGCUGUCACUAUGAACCAGGUGUCAAAAUCCAUGUCUGGAGUGGUGAAGUCUAUGGAUGCUACACUGAAAAGCAUGAACCUGGAGAAGAUCUCUGCACUGAUGGACAAGUUUGAAAAGCAGUUUGAAACUCUUGACGUGCAGACAGCUCAGAUGGAGGAUACCAUGAGCAGCACCACCACUCUAACGACGCCUCAGAAUGAAGUGGAUAUGCUGUUGCACGAGAUGGCUGAUGAAGCCGGUUUGGAUCUUAAUCUGGAGCUUCCUGCAGGCCAGACCUCUUCACUGGCUUCAUCUGUGGCAUCAGCAGAGCAGCUGUCUCCAUCUGCUGAUUUCUCUCUCGUCUUUCGUGCCGUCAUCAGGAUGAGCUCUCCCAGAGGCUGUCCAGGCUGCGAGACCAGGUGUCAUAGUGACACGGCGGGGAAAACAACAAGAAGGAGCAAAAACACGGAAUGGCCAAUAAAAACAAAAAGUGCAAUGUGCCUGCAGGCUUCAUGCCCUCCUUUAUAUUCUUUUUUUUUUCUUUUGAGAAAAGCCUGAAAGCAGAAAAUGAUGUUUUUAUAAGAAAGCAGGCUUUCAGUCCUGCAAGUGCGUACAGCUAUUACCUCAGUCUAAGCUGGUUAUGUUGCAUGUGUAUAUAAUGCAAAGCAAAGUAAUAUAUUUAUUUAUGUACUACUUUAUUUCCUAACUGAAUGGAUAUUGUAAGGGUGUACUUUUACUGCUACUGCUGACGGUGUUGACACUUUUGUUUUUUGCUUCCAGCGUCAGCUUUGCUGUCGUAAUACAAAAUUCUCCAGGUGAAAUAGUUUCCUUGAGUAUUUAAUAGAAUUUUCUUCAUGUAGCAGUAACCACUCCAAAGGCUCACACCGCACUGCUAUUCACAAACACAAAGUCAUUAAAAGUAUUGCAAA